This is a messenger RNA of Selaginella moellendorffii, 327 nucleotides long. RefSeq lists its product as uncharacterized. The coding region runs from base 1 to 312 and encodes 103 amino acids. The record is from RefSeq and is a predicted model, not a curated record. Lineage: Eukaryota; Viridiplantae; Streptophyta; Lycopodiopsida; Selaginellales; Selaginellaceae. The transcript has 2 exons.
AUGGAGGAGAUGGGGGAGAUGGGGGAGACGGCGAUGUAUGCGCGUACGACGAAGAUCUCUCCUGGAUGUGCGAUCAUGUUAUGUAAUUGGCGUCCUGUGAUUCCGGCGGUCAUAAAUCACAACAGCGGUUUGGAAGGUUUCGAUUCAGGAGGAGGAGAAAAGAGGGCAAGAGAGGAGGCAGAAAAGAGUGAGGCUGGUGGAAAGAGGCCAAGAAUCAAGGUGCCAGCGGCAGGCAAGGCUCCAAGAAUUGAGGUGGCAGUAGAAAAGAGUGUCGAGGCACUAGCAUCGGCAAGCAAGACUCUUGACGAGUAGGUGUUGUUGCUUUCA